ACCACAGACAGAUAGCACGAAGGAAGAGCCAGAGGGAGUGAGGAAAAAGAAGUCAGUCGCUCCUGAGGAAGGGAGAGAGUGAGACAGGCUGGGAGAAGGAGAACAGAAAGUGUGUGUAAACGGAGUAAAGAAGGGAAACAACUACCCUUAAAGCACAUUUUAAAAACUCUGGCAAUUCUAGAAAGAAACAGGCUACGUUUCUGAACAUAGAGACAAUGAAAAGCUAAAGAAAAUUUUGCAAUCUCUGCCACAGUCUCAUAGGUGCUUGGAAAUGAAAGUAGAACUGCCUGUCUUUAACCGACUCUGAGAGGGGUAACUGGAUUAGGGACGGGUACGCCAGUUUUUUUUUUUUUUUUUAAACAUCUUAAAUCCUGAAAAAAAAAAAAAAAAAAAAAGCAGCAGCUCCGAAUUGAAUGAAUUGAUGGGCACACUCCAACUGCUGGGCUGGAGAGACUGGACUUGGUCUUGCCAUUUCUGCUUCUUUGAAAAAGGAGACAACUUGGGCUUCCUUUUAAUUUAGUUUUUCUCCUUCUCCCCCCACCCCCCACCGCCCCCCUCCCCUCCCCCACCCCCUCAAUCACCACCCCCCUUUUAAAUAAGAGGGUGAAGGGGAACCAGAGCGCACAAGGCAACUGACCCAGGAGGCAGAGAAGAUGGGCAUCCUCAGCGUAGACUUGCUGAUCACACUGCAGAUUCUGCCAGUUUUUUUCUCCAACUGCCUCUUCCUGGCGCUCUAUGACUCGGUCGUUCUCCUCAAGCACGUGGUGCUGUUGCUGAGCCGCUCCAAGUCCACUCGCGGGGAGUGGAGGCGCAUGCUGACCUCAGAGGGAAUGCGCUGCAUCUGGAAGAGCUUCCUUCUCGAUGCCUACAAACAGGUGAAACUGGGUGAAGAUGCUCCCAACUCCAGUGUGGUGCAUGUCUCCAGUCCUGAAGGAGACGACAGCGGUGGACAUGGUGCCCAUGAGAAAGCGGUUGAUGGAGCUGAGUGCCACCUUCUUGACUUUGCCAGCCCUGAGCGCCCACUGGUGGUCAACUUCGGCUCAGCCACUUGACCUCCUUUUACUAACCAGCUGCCAGCCUUCAGCAAACUGGUGGAAGAGUUCUCAUCAGUGGCUGACUUCCUGUUGGUCUACAUUGAUGAGGCUCAUCCUUCAGAUGGUUGGGCGGUGCCUGGGGAUUCUUCUUUGUCUUUUGAGGUGAAGAAGCACCGGAACCAGGAAGACCGAUGUGCGGCAGCCCACCAGCUAAUGGAGCGUUUCUCCUUGCCACCCCAGUGCCAAGUUGUGGCUGACUGCAUGGACAAUAAUGCCAAUGUCGCUUAUGGGGUAGCCUUCGAACGUGUGUGUAUUGUGCAGAGACAGAAAAUUGCUUAUCUGGGAGGAAAGGGCCCCUUCUACUACAACCUUCAAGAAGUCCGGCGUUGGCUGGAGAAGAAUUUCAGCAAGAGAUGAAAGCUAGAUUAGCUGGUUAAAGGUAUGAUUGUAAUAGAGAUUUUUUUUUUUUAAAUUAUGUAAAGACAAGGAAACUAAGAACUGAAUCCACUAUUUCAACUGAGUCCCAUUGUCUCACUGAAAGACAGGAAUUUACGUGUCAGAAGAACCUAAACCUCUAACAUCCGUGAUACUACUUUCACCACUUAAAUGGCUUUUGGCUAAAUAGUAGCCCCGUUACUUCUCUUCCUGGUGAAAAGCCCUGAAUGAAAAGAUCCCAAGAUGGAGAGGAAGAAACAUUGUUUCAGCAUGUGUUCCUUUCUGCCCUGAAAAAGAAGUGAUACCUCUGAUGCAUGCCUUGGGACCUGAAGGAAAGACUUACCUGAGUAACUCUACCAUCCUUGUUAGUAUACGGGGUAUUGCUUAGGCUUUCUUCAGCAUGGAUAGAGCCCAACUGGAUAAUUCCCAAAUGUUUACUUAUAAUGAAUCUUCAAGCCCAGGCCAUGUGGUUAGGACCUUGGUGUUUAACAUGUCAGAAUAGUCUCUGAUCUUCUAGUUUCUAGCCAUGUGGUGCUCUAUGCCAGUCUAAAUAUCCCAGAACUCGCAGCUAUAUUUGCAGAUACCAAGAAUGGUCCCCACCUGGAGGGUUAGAAUGAUCAUCUGAUAUCUGAUGGUUACUUUCUAGGCAGGUGGGGAAAGCGCUAGAAGAAAAUCGAAUUGACAAGCUAGGAAAAGGAGGCGGCAGAAAGAUUAGGAGGCUUCAUAGUGCCUCACCUUGCAACUGUAGAGAGUGGGACUAAUUUGUUAGUCACAGAAACAUGGAAACAUACACAAAACUAGAAAAAGAAGAAACUCCACUAAAAUAGCAUCAAGAAUAUACAUAUGAAAUCAAUGUAUUUAUCAUAUACUCCUAGAUCGAGGAGAAGGAGCGAUUGAGAGGGAAGAGACACGCUUUAAUAUUUGUAUUACUUUUUGAAACAUGUUUGUGGUGUGUACAUUUUCAGUAGGUGAAUUAUACCCCAUGAAAGGUAAAACCAGUGGGUCCAGUGGUGCUGGUCUAUCCUUCUCCAUCCCUACGAUUUUGCUGUGGUCCCACUCCUUCUUGGUCUCGGUCUCUAUGGCAGUGUUCUUUGAAUGCUGAGCUCAGCAGUAUAUAUUGUAUAUAUACACAUUCUCAGCUGCUGUGGGAUGUAGGUUCCCUGGCCAUUCAGCUGCAGCACUGUUUUUCUCCCAAAGUAGGUGAAGUAUAAUGAAUGAUAGGUGAAAACAAACAAGGUUUCUUCAGGAGCAAAACGGAAGAAGAGAAAGUUUGAGACAAUUCCCAUCAAUGAUUUUGGAGGCUUUGCUAUAAGGCAAUCCUCAGUACCAUGGAAUUUGGUAAGAUGGAAUUCCCAUUAAUAUUUGAAUUUGGACUUGGGUUUUCCUUUGUUCCUCUUAGCUGAGGUGUAGUAGUCUAAGGCCUCUAUAGUACAUUUUUAUAAUGCUAUUUUAAUAUAUACCAUAUUUCUCUUUAAAAUGAAGAUACUAUAGUUUUACUCAUAACUAAUAUAAGUAAUAACUAAUAUCCUAACCUCCAAAAGAAUAGACCAACCAAUUUUGUAUAUUAAUUUUUUUAUUGUAAAUUUGAGGAUGUUAUCAAAUCACAGUAUAUGGCUAUAUUUAUAUGUACAAUCAAAGGUUCCUAUGACCAUUCCAUUAAUAAUUGAAUCAUAAAAUAAAACUAAUAGAAAAGGAUAUCUAAAAUUGAAAAUAUCUUCCUGAACUAGUUGCCUGAAAUGAGAAAAAAGUGGGAACUGAGUGUACCAGAACCAAAAGUCUAUUUUUUUUAAAUGGAGCAACGUAAUAGUCAUAUCACUACAUAGUUUGUUGUUUAGAUAUUAAAGCACCAUUUUAACUGAUUAUUUUUAACUGCAACAUUUAAGUUUCCCACUGUUCUAAAUUCUACAAAAUGCGCCCACAAAGAAACAAAUUUUGAAAAUGUGACAUUAUCUAAUGAAUUUCUGGAAAAUCACAUUGAGAAUAGAUUCUUUCUGAGUCCUCAAUAGUUAAACUCUGUAACUCAAGGCUUAUCGGUGGACCCCAUUGAUUUUUAUCUUCAAAAUGGUGUUGAGAUUUAUGUGGUACCCAGGAGAAGAAAAAUGAAGAAUUGGUGGCAGCCCACUCACACUGUUGUCCUUAAAAUUCCCCUUUGUUCUACAUGUACAAUAAGGGAACAGGAUGUUAGAGAUGCUGGUGGGGGGAUGAGAUUUGGCUAAGGCAGGCAGUGCUAGUUGUCUGGAGAAAAGGAGGAUGGGAAAACUACCCAACUGUGAUACAUUUUUAAAGAAAGAGAAGGUUGUGUGUGUGCAAUUCUUCUCCCUGAGGAUAGGGCAAUGGAGAAGUGAAGCAGCGGAAGUAAACAUACAGAGGCAUAGGCUGACUAUCAGGGACAAAGAUAUGUUCAAUGGAACAUAGAAGAGUUACUGGAAGAAAGGCUUUAGGGGGCCAGAAGAGAAAGUAAAUUGACAAAGCUCAGGAAUCCUACAAUAUGUAGAAUGGCUUGGUGUUAUCAGAGUUAGGAUAAGCCUAUAAUUAUAUAACUUAUUUAUCUCAUCAUGAACUUUUAUGAUUUCCUGUGGUGUAUCUUUUAUGAACUUAACAACAACUCAUUAUUUGAGAUAGAGGAGAAUCAAUGUUUAGCUGGUAUGUUCAGAGAAAUUAUUAGAUUGUCAAUACCCACCCUACCUACCCUAUCUUUUAUAAGGUAUGUUCCUUUGAAGAAUUGUAGUUCCUCUUCUCACAAGGCAAAAUUUAUAAGUUAUAUAUAUAUAAACUUAUACAUUAUAAGCUUAUAUAUAUAAACAUAUAUAUAUAUGAUUUCUUCUUUUUAAUGCCUAAACAUUUGCCCCCCACCCCAUAGGCUAUGUUUACAUAGAGCUAUCAGUUUAGUCUUUUAAACUGGAUUAGCUUGUCCAUUAUAGAAAUAGUUUCCAAGCAAUUUUAGGUAUUAUUAUAGCAUCUGGAUUUACUCAGACAUUUAGUGUUUGAAAGAUUUAUGUCUUGGAACUAUUCAAAACUUACUUUAUUUUAUUGCUUAGAGAAAAUGUUAGUGGAAUCAAGAAUGACUUUCUUGAAUGGGCAUGAAUGAAAUGUCUGCACGGUAGGGCAGAAGUGUUUGAUACAGAUGUUAAAAUGUAACUGACCUCUUUAGAAGCAGUUUAGUAAUGCUGUUCUUGCUUUGUAUAGCUAAAGUUAGUCAUUUAACUCAUAUGACUUUCGAUCUCUGGUCCUUUGUCUUCACUUUGUUUAUAGAAUGUACCCCUGAUUUUUGGUAACAUCAACUUUGAAAUGGUCUGUUGAUUUAGUUAAGUUCUCCUACCAUUAACCAGGAAAUGCCGAUUCUGUGAUCAAGGAGAGAAGAAAGGCCUGCUGUCUUUCAUUUUGCCUGAGUGUAUUUCACUUUUUGGGCUCUUGAAUAAAAAUUAUGAAAUAUGGUGAGGUCAUGCAUGGGUGCUGCCUUGAUGCAUAAAAUACCAGAGAGGUAGGUUAAAGGCAAUGUCUACGCCUUUUGGAAAACUCCCAGCUGGAUACAAGGUACCCUCAGCAUGCACUAUGGGCUAUGUCCACAGCAAGAAGAAUGCACUGAUGUGCAGGACUUCCCAUUCUGUAAACCAUAAGAGGAUAAACAUGGACAUUUAUUCUACCUAAUUUCUUACUGAUGGUUGGAAGAUAAGCUUAAUUAGAAUCACAUGGCCAUUGCAAAAGGGAAAAUGUAGACACUAACUUCUGUCCCACUGAAGAAUUAAUAAAAACCUUUACCAGCAUUUAGAGCUUUUCAGAAUAUACCCAAUGUUAUGUCUCUGAGCAGUGGAGAUUAACAGUAAGUUUUUUAAUUCCAGGAGUUUUUUUUAAAAAAUGAUACUGCCAAAAAUCAGAGCUAAAAUGUUUUUAGUUAUAUUACAACCUCCUCUGUACUUCUUCCUUUAUCUUAAAAAUAGAAGCUAAACCCAGUCUUCCUGUGUAAGUCCAGAUGGGGCAUAAUUACCAACCUCUGCUUGGUGACCCACACUGUCUUGGUAGUGUCCUGAGGUCCCCUAUGAAAGAAGGGGGACAGGGACUUGGAGAUUCAGGAAGUUGCUAACUGGGAAGAACUAGGCCCUGAGGGCUUGGUCUACUGAUCCUGGAAGAUUGGAAAAGAAACUUCUCACCUUUGGAGGAGGGCUGAUGAGUGUCAUUGAGUGACUUUAGCAAAACAUUGGGCCACUUCCUAAUGCCUUAUGUUCUGGAUAGCACUAGAAGCAAGGUCUCAGACUUAAGAUCCAGUUCUGUUCCAAGGUGAGUCUGAACCAAUAGAAAGCAAACAUGUACAGAUCUCCACACAAUACUGCUCAUGCAAGUUGGGGCUCUCUGCCCAUCGUGGGCAGCUGCACUAGAACUCCAGGGAGUUCAUUUAAUAUUUGCUGCAGAGACUUCGAAGACCCAGGAGAUGUUUAAUGAAGUCACUAUUUUGGCACAAAACUCCCCUUUUCCCCCCAAAAAGCAAAUAGGUGAACACAUAAAUGAAAGAAGCCCACAGAAGGGAGUGGCAAAGAAAUAAAAUUCUUUCAAGACUUCUCCAGGCCAUGUCACUGGUCGGUGCAGUUUUUGUGUGUGUUAAGAUUGGAAGAUGUGAAGACAUACGUAUCCAGUACUUUAUAACCAAAGCAAUUAAAAGAUAUUGGGUAGGGAACGUUGGCCAGUUUUGUUUAAAUUUGCGUCACAUUAUCACCAGACUCUAUCACCAGCCCAAGUAAUCGGGCGCCCAAACAGGGAGAUUGGGAUGUGCAGAGGUUACUAGUGUGCAAAUGAUAACUACUGACGAAAGAGUUAUCGGCUCAGUUAGUGGUUGGAUAUAGUCACAUUCGUUUGCCUCUGCCCAUCUUUGCCUCCCUAGCAAGGAGAAUAUUCGGGGCAUGAUGCUGAGUACUGGGUAAAUGUGGUGAGAAUGUGUGUGUGUGUAUCUCUGCUUCUUAGCUGCAGAAACAGAAAUGCUUUGGAGAUAUCAGUAGAAAUCAGUUAUUAUAUUGGUGCUGAGUGGUACAUGUGCUCUUAAAUUUGUUCUUGUAUUUUAAUAAACUUUGAAUAAAA
Messenger RNA from Balaenoptera acutorostrata (minke whale), 6536 nucleotides. RefSeq names its product iodothyronine deiodinase 2 (gene DIO2). The transcript has 2 exons. The record is from RefSeq and is a predicted model, not a curated record. Lineage: Eukaryota; Metazoa; Chordata; Mammalia; Artiodactyla; Balaenopteridae. Gene Ontology annotation, molecular function: thyroxine 5'-deiodinase activity.